AUGGCCAUGGCUAAGGUUUCGGAAGUAGAACAGAAACGACAGUCGCUUAUAGAUUGUAUGAAGGUUUAUCUGAUCGUUCCAGGGUGGUGGUGGGUGGGCGCAUGUAUCGGCGGCGCAGUGUUGCUGUGCGCCGCAGGUGCGCUGGCACAUCCGCUGCUGCGCCGGCGUCUCGCAGGAAACACAUCUACAACAGCCAACCCCACGGCGUGUACGUGUGGAGGUGCUCGUAAGACGAGGUCGAUGCGAGUGUGUGCGGCGACAUCGGGGCAGCCGGUGCACCCGCGUCGCCCGCCCGUUCGCCCCGCUACGCGACUGCGAACACCGCGCCGCGCCGCGGUCGCGUCCGCGUCAUUGAACAACAAGACUCGCUCGAUGGCAGCCGUAUUACUGCCAAUAUGA
This is a messenger RNA of Pieris macdunnoughi, 399 nucleotides long. NCBI's taxonomy places the organism in Eukaryota, Metazoa, Arthropoda, Insecta, Lepidoptera, Pieridae. The record is from the annotation of a GenBank genome assembly.